AUAUCCAAUUUGUCAUUUUGGGCGAUUGAAUGUUCAGUCUCUUAUCAAUUCAUCACCUUAUCUCAACCUAUUUAAAAGCCAACUUUUAUCGUUCUGUUCUGUAGAUGAGAUAUUUUUGUGAUCAGAAUGAUUAAAUUCCUAGUGACUUUCGUCUUAUUUACACUUUUUGUGAAUAUAUGCACAGCAGCCAAUUUGGUGUGCUUUUUCACAUCUUGGACAGUUUAUAGACCAGGCAAUGGAAAAUACAACGUUUCGAAUCUUCCAGCGGACCUCUGCACCCACGUCAAUUAUGGGUUUGUCGGUCUUCAAGAAUAUGAUGGCAGCCUAUCUAUUUUAGAUGACUGGGAGGCAAAUGGUUUAUAUGAGUUAGAGCAUUUGAAGCAGAAAAGAAAACAAAACCCUAAAUUGAAAUUAGUGGUCAGUAUGGGUGGAUGGAAUGAAGGUUCUGAAAAAUAUUCUCAUGUGGCAGCUGACCCCAAGCUCCGUAAAAACAUGAUCAAUAGUGUGCUUUCCUUCCUUGACAAAUAUGAAUUUGAUGGGUUUGAUCUUGACUGGGAAUAUCCGGAUCAACGAGGUGGAAAAUCAGAAGAUGUACAGAACUUCGUCACAUUAUUGAAGGAAUUCAAGGAGGCAUUCGCUCCGAAAAACUACAUCCUUUCUAUAGACGUUAGUGGAGGCGUAGUAUCUGCAAAUACAUCAUAUUAUAUCCAAGAAGUUGGAGAGGCAGUGGACAUGAUAAACGUUAUGGCUUAUGAUUAUCAUGGUGCUUUCGAGGAUUAUGUUGGCCAUUAUGCACCUCUAUAUGCUUCACAUCUCGAUUAUGACGAACUGCAACAAACUCUGAACGUGAAAAGUGGAAUCGAAUUCUGGCUAGACCAAGGAGCACCGGCCAGCAAACUCAAUCUUGGCAUCGGAACAUAUGGAAGAGGUUUUACCUUGGCUGAUUCAAAAAACACAAGUCUUUAUGCACCUAUGACAGGUCCUUGCACUGCAGGUCCUUAUACAAGAGAGGAAGGAACAAUCGGAUAUAACGAAAUUUGUGAACUGUACUCUGAUUACACAUACUACUGGGAUGACGAGCAAAAGGUGCCUCACAUAGUGAAAGGCAAUCAGUGGAUAGGAUAUGAUGAUGCUACGUCAGUGAAAGAUAAAGUUGAAUUCGCUAAAAGCAAAGGACUUGGUGGUUUAAUGGUUUGGUCUCUAGACACUGAUGAUUUUAUGGGAAUUUGCGGUAACGGAAAAUAUCCAUUGAUAAAAACAAUGAAGAAAACAUUGAACGAAAAUUAUAUUUCAUGAUUUUCUAAUAAAAUUUGAUCUUACUUCAAGAA
This is a messenger RNA of Harmonia axyridis, 1328 nucleotides long. Its product is annotated as chitotriosidase-1-like. Lineage: Eukaryota; Metazoa; Arthropoda; Insecta; Coleoptera; Coccinellidae. Gene Ontology annotation, cellular component: extracellular region. Gene Ontology annotation, molecular function: chitin binding; chitinase activity. The transcript has 6 exons. Gene Ontology annotation, biological process: carbohydrate metabolic process; chitin catabolic process. Bases 127 to 1296 code for a protein of 389 amino acids. The record is from RefSeq and is a predicted model, not a curated record.